Mugil cephalus (flathead mullet) is the source of this 2413-nucleotide messenger RNA. RefSeq names its product mitochondrial glycine transporter A-like. NCBI's taxonomy places the organism in Eukaryota, Metazoa, Chordata, Actinopteri, Mugiliformes, Mugilidae. The record is from RefSeq and is a predicted model, not a curated record. Gene Ontology annotation, biological process: glycine import into mitochondrion. The transcript is spliced from 8 exons. Gene Ontology annotation, cellular component: mitochondrial inner membrane; mitochondrion. The coding region runs from base 234 to 1091 and encodes 285 amino acids. Gene Ontology annotation, molecular function: glycine transmembrane transporter activity.
ACGUCGACUCAAGCAGGAAGUGGCCGGUCUGAGUUUCAAUGGGAGGUCUUUUUAUUUUAUAGCAAGACUUUCACAGCCUGUUACAGGAGGUGAUAAAGUAUUUUGUUGCUGGUUCUCGACGGAGACAAAGCUGGAAGUAAAUAAUUUAAGAUUGAGCAGCAGCAUUCAAAAGGGAGAGGAUCAACCUACAUUUUUGUGUCUUGGAUAAAACAUAUUCAUCGUCCUGAAGAAUUAUGGAACUGUCACUGGCUCACCCGGCAAUCAAAGCCUUCAUGUGCGGCUCCCUGAGCGGGACCUGCUCCACGCUGCUGUUCCAGCCCCUCGACCUGGUCAAGACCCGUCUGCAGACGCUGCAGAGCGGCGUGCAGCCGGGGUCGGGCAGAGUGGGCAUGGUGUCCAUGCUCCUCAGCGUGGUGCGGACUGAGAAGCUGCUGGGCCUCUGGAAGGGGGUUUCACCGUCCUUCGCCCGGACCAUCCCAGGAGUCGGCAUCUACUUCAGCACCUACAACACUCUGAAGCAGCACUACUUCCCGGAGGGCAGCCCCGGAGCCGUGGAGGCCGUGCUGCUGGGAGGUGGAGCUCGGACGGUGGCGGGCGUCAUAAUGCUGCCGGUCACUGUCAUCAAGACGCGCUUUGAAUGCGGCAGGUACAGUUACGGGAGUGUAGCCGGAGCUCUGCGCAGUGUCUGCCGGACCGAAGGCCCUGCUGCUCUGUUCUCCGGUCUGAUGGCCACCCUGCUCAGAGACGUCCCCUUCUCCGGGAUCUACGUCAUGUUCUACACUCAGACCAAAGCCUCGUUGCCCAAAGAGAUCAGCUCUUCUCCUUCGGCCCCGGUGGCUAACUUCAGCUGUGGGCUCCUGGCCGGCGUUCUGGCCUCCCUGAUCACUCAACCUGCCGACGUGGUCAAAACACAUGUUCAAGUGAAUCCACAGCUGAGGACGGCCGAGGCCAUCAGAUACAUCUAUAUGGAACACGGAGUCCAGGGCUUCUUCAGAGGGGCAGUUCCUCGCUCCCUGCGGAGGACCAUGAUGGCCGCCAUGGCGUGGACCGUGUACGAGCAGAUGAUGGCGCACAUCGGACUCAAGUCCUGAAAGGGAGCGCGGCGAGAACCUUGUGAAAGAAAGAAAGAAGAAGAAGUAAAGUCGGAGUGACGAGUGUUAGAGGUUCACGGGAAGGAACCUGUAACGUGUAGAGGAGCUCAUAAGAGCGUCGAAGGAGAAUCGGGAAGCUUGAUGAGAUGAAUGUCUGCUGUAUAAAAACGGUUUUCCUUGGCUGGAGGUUCAGGAAACAGACUUUUAACCUUUGAAGACUUUUCUCACAAUUUGUGAAAGUUUUAGGGACGUGUAUGAAGACAUUUGUCCCAGAUUACAGCUUCUGUCGAGAUCUUUAACCCCGGCUAUAAUUUGAAGCUCUCUGUGCCUUUAAAAAGCAUUUUGUUUUUUAAUGUUUUUUUCCAUUUUUGCUUGUAAAAGAGGUCGUGAUGCUGCCACCUCCAUGCUUCACAGUGAGGAUGGCCCCCGACAAACGUAGCGUCUAGUCUUCCCAACAUGUUUUUGGGUGAACUCAAGUCGAGGUUACGUUUCUCUUUGAAUGGUGAAGAACCCGUCCAACAGCUGGUGAAGACUUUAACUCUUUCCUAGUUGUCCUAGGUGCCUUGGUGUCCUCCAUCACCACCUGAAUUUAACUGAACUCCAGGUUAUGUUCAGUGAACAUUUCUUUUCUCCAUCCUCUGACUUGGGAUUGGUGCUCAAAUGUCUUCAAGGUGUAUUUGUAGACAGAAACGCUUAUUAACCAGUGACUGGACCUUAAAGACAACAAGAUGUCUUUAAACUAGAGCCAUGAGAGACACUCAGAAUAUCUCCAUUUCAAUAACGGUCAGACAACUGCCCCCCGAGUGUCCCGUUGUUUGUCUUCUGAUUGACUACCAACCAGACGGCUCCUGAGAUUUCUCAACUCUAGUUUCUGCUCAUGUUUGUUCCUCGCUAUUUCUGCUCUAUUAUUACCGGUUUUCAGCAUUUUUGCAUGGGAAUGGACCCAGUUUUGCUAUAGUUUGUCUCACACAGAGUCAGUGACUUAUGAAGUCGGGGCUUGACGUUGAGCAGCAGCUCUGUGAUCCGUCGUGAGAAGACCAACAAUUAGCUGGACCCCUGUUUAAUAAUUAGGUCACGGACAUUAACGGGGUGAAUAUUUAUGUUAUUAACUGACAUUACUUUGUAGAAAUGUGUUUUCACUUUGGUGUUUGCGAGAUUAAAUUGACCAUCCGCCUUUUCAGCCGUGUAUGUAACAGAGUUUUAUUUAUUCUGAUUAUUAGUGCCUCACGUGUGAUGUAAAUAUUUUGGUAUUUAAUGUGUCUUAAACCCUUAUUAACACAUUUCACCUCUUUACAGAAGAAAAUAAAAAUGCAUCUGACAUA